This is a messenger RNA of Suillus paluster, 2436 nucleotides long. RefSeq lists its product as uncharacterized. Bases 1 to 2436 code for a protein of 811 amino acids. Gene Ontology annotation, biological process: telomere maintenance via telomerase. Gene Ontology annotation, molecular function: telomeric repeat DNA binding. The record is from RefSeq and is a predicted model, not a curated record. Lineage: Eukaryota; Fungi; Basidiomycota; Agaricomycetes; Boletales; Suillaceae. Gene Ontology annotation, cellular component: telomerase holoenzyme complex; chromosome, telomeric region. The transcript is spliced from 7 exons.
AUGUCUGACUGCAUUCCGACCCAAUGGAUAUCACAAUACCUCAUCAAAGUCGCCGAAACGUCUGGAAAGGCUUUCGCUGAUGUCGCAAUUGAAGCUAUAACACCGAGCAAGAAGAUGAGAGUUCAAAUAAUUGAAUUUCUUACAUACAAUGAAGAUUCAGCAAUAUGGGGGAGAGUCUCUGACAAGCAAUCCGUUAUUCCCGUAUAUUUCACUAAAGACGCUGUAUCGCAAUAUAUGAAGGAUCUACAAGGUCGCAGGCUCACGGAAGCCAAGCAUGCUAUCUUUUGUAUUGGGCAACUCCGCCCCAUUUUCGUACGGAUCCCGAUUGGAAACAAUCGUUCGAAGUUGAGCGAGGAAUUUCACAUUGCUCUAGAAGCUGGUGUAGUAAAGUUCAUUGGCUCUGGUUGUGGUGUAUACGGCUCCCCGCAGGAUGUUGAAACGAACAUUCAAGUUAGGGCAUGGAUCCGUGGACUUCGACGAGGUGGCGACGGUGGGGAUGUCUUAAAGCAUGCGAAAGAAAACGCAGUACAUAUAGAGCAACUUGAUGCAGCAGAUGCAGAUUCGCCGCGCCCAGAAAUUCAUUCAGUUACCAACCAUUUCGAAGCACCUCCGAGGCCUCAAGCUCAGGAACUCGAACGUAAUUCACCCCACGUUGCACUGGAACAUCCUGUCCGAAGUCCUGAUCCGAUGAGGGAAUAUCGCAAGCGCUGGAUGCAUUUCGAGCAAGACCUCUGGAAAUACGUCAUGAAGCCUGGCGGCGACGACGCCGAGGCGCAAACACUUGUCAGUGAACAACCUCAAAUGGGUAAGGUGCCUGUCCAAGAGAGUGUACCUCCGGAUGAUGUGAUCGUCGUCACCAGGUCCCAACCCUGUACCCCACCGCCCGCACGGCAGACUACACCCGAAGUUUCUGAAUGGCCUUCAUCUGUACCCGGUAGCCCUGCUGGAGUACUGCCGUGCGUCCAACCCUCAGCUCACACCGGAGACGAUGAGCUUCCAAAUGACUGCGCGACCGUGGAAGCUUCGGCGGAGCAAAAUAGUUCUCUCCACGAACCAUCUACACCCCCUACUACUUCGCCCCUUCGCCCACCCACGCCCGCACAGCGCGCCAGGCGGUCAACUCUGCCUCCAUCCACUCCAGACUCCUCCUUCAUACCGGCGCCACCUUCCUCGUUUUCUGUGCUCAUUCGCAGGAACAUAAAGCGGAAGGUUCCUCACCCGGGUGUGCCACCGUCACCUACGCAUAGCUCAGGUCCAACUCGGAUUCUCGUCCCCAACUCGGAUACUUCUCAGUCUCAAUCUCAAUCUCAACCAAUGUCAUCUCAACUACUCUCUGAACUAUUCUCUCAGUCUCAACCACAUCAACCCCCAUUUCCAUCACAACUGACUCAAGAAUUCAAGCCCGGACCGACUUCGACACCCGCCAUCAACCAGGGCGUCUCAGGAAAAGGCUCCGCAGCCUCGCGGAUGCUUCCAGGUGACCAGCACGAGACUCAUUGGGGCGGCGAUCGAUCUUCUUCUCCGCGUUUCACCUCCUUGGACGAUCGUGAGGUACUCGACGAUGACGAUGACCAACCAUCCUGUACUAGAGAUGCGCGCCAAGUCCUGGAAGCAGCAGCGGCUGAAGACCUACGUGUUGACGCGGCCGAUGCGGCCGAUGUCGCUGUUUUACUCUCAGAAGCCCCAGAAGAGCCAUCAAACGAGCCCGAACCCACAAGGGCCACCUCACCAUCACCCUCACCGUCUAUGCAUUCGUUAUUCUCUGGUUCCCCUAGUUUUGCAACAUCCCAGUCCGAAGUCAUUCCCCACAUUAAAUCUCGAGCAACCUCACCACAUCUAGUCGAACCGGUCGCUUCAACGAGCCGUGUUCCGACACACGAUGUGGAGGCUUGGAAGGCGCCGAGCUUCAUGACCGCUUCGAAGGGUGAAGGCAAGGCUGCAGAACAGCGCUCGAGGCCUUACGAGACGCACAAGAGAAGACGGACGUCGCCCACACCUUCAUCGCCGCUUGCUUCUCACAAGCGCCAGAAAAUCUCGGCAGACGGAAUGACGGAACCUGCACUCGCAAGACCUGCGGAUGAUGACGAAAGACUGCCAUCCACCGUCUCGAACGGGAAGAGGAACCACGCCGUCAAAUCGGUUAUCAGGGAGUCACACAGAGAGAGCCCAAGAGUUGGGCAAUCAAUUUCAAGUACGAUCUCCAACGAUAUAAGCCAAAUAAAAGACGCGUCGCUCUCCCAGACCAACGGCAAGAAAUGCAAGAGACGUUUACUAGGAUUCGAAAUUGACUUUGAUCACAUCCCCACCCCAACCGAAUCUCCGAAUCCAUUGUUGAGCAUGGGGAAAAUGCGUACGAUUCUGCUACGAACGGGAAGAGUACGGACGCUUGGUGAUGAGGUGACUAAAGAUGGGAGCAUAUUUGUUAGGUCUGAUUAA